AUGCAUGGGCCGCACAAGUUUGACUUGACAAAGUACAAAAACAUUACGGAGUGGAUGAACAAGUGCCAAGCAGAGAUGAAAGACUACGACGAGAUUAUGGAGACUGGCGCCCAGCUGUGGUUCGACGACUUGUUUGCCGUCAUUGCGGAAGGCAAAGAAAUCAAGACUUAUAAGAAUACAUCGACAAUCAUCAUGGGAAUCACGUUGUAUUACAUGUCUCCGAGUCCACCUAGCAGAGCGGUAGAUUUUCUCAUCAAAGAGCUGGAAUUGGACGCUGAAUUGAAGCAAGUCAAUCUGUUGGAAAAAGAUCAAUUGAAACCGGAGUUCUUGGCUCUGAACCCGACUCACACAAUUCCGACCUUGGAUGACAACGGAUUUGUUGUUUGGGACAGUCACGCCAUUCUGCAAUAUUUGGCAUCGAAAUACGGAAAAGACAGCACUUUGUACCCGAAGGAUCCUGAGAAUCAGGCCACUGUGAACAACAGAUUGUUUUUCAAUGCGACAACUUUUUUCCCGAGAAUGCGAGAUUACGCUGCUCCGGUUUUCUGGGGAAGAUCGGAUACGUUUUCAGCUGACCAAAGAAAGCUGGUCCAAGAAUCUUUGAAAUGGCUGGAUGGAUUCAUUGAAAGCAGUGGGGGCUUUGUGGCUGGUCCGACGUUGACAAUCGCGGAUUUUGCCGUUGCUGCAUCGAUUUCCAGCGUUGAUGUGAGUAUGGACCAGAUGUUGUGA
Notodromas monacha is the source of this 729-nucleotide messenger RNA. NCBI's taxonomy places the organism in Eukaryota, Metazoa, Arthropoda, Ostracoda, Podocopida, Cyprididae. The record is from the annotation of a GenBank genome assembly.